UGAACUGGGGAUUAGGCAUUCGGAUCUCACUGAGCUAAACAAACAGAGAUAAAGGAACCGAGGACUGGAAAAAGCAGUGCGUCAAAAAAGGAGGAGGUUUCCAGAUUCAGAACAUGCAAAAGCAGAUGCAUCUGUGGAUUGUCUGGGUCUCGGGUGCGACGUGGCCUUUGUCUCCAACGUUCAUAUUCCUCCAUGCCCAACGACCUGAAGCCUGAUUGCCUGAAUCGCCGAAGGUGAAGCUAAGUAGGAGUAUUUUACUUAUACCACACAACACAGCACUCCACUAGCCACUAGGCAGUAGCAGCUGCAUUCAUCACUCCAGCUUGCUUCUUCCCAGCUGCAGACCAAACCAAAAGACCGUUCCUUGAACGCCGUGUCCAACUCCACCUCCCUCUUUUAAAAUCCCACACCCAACCGGCAACCGCACACCAAAAAGCCUACCCUACCACUCCGACCGACAGACGACGAGCGAGCGCAGCCCAAGCCCAAGCAAGCAGGGCACGGCCAUGCCCGUGGCCCAAUCCUAGGCGUCCAUUUCGUAUUCCACGGCCGGCGAAGCAGCAGCAGCAGCAGCAGCCAUGGUGGCCGGCAGGGUCAAGGCGGCCAUGGGCUUCCAGCGGAGCCCGGCCACGCCCAAGCCCGGGGCCUCCUCCUCCUCCUCCUCCUCGCGCAAGGCGCCGCCGCCGCUGCAGCUGCCCGGGUCGGCCGCGCUGCCGGAGACGCCGCGCCGGAGGUCCUCGGGCUCUCCGGCGCCGCCAGGCUCCGGGUCCAAGGGCGGCGGCGGCCCAUUCUCGCGCUACUUCCCGCGGUCGUCCGCGCAGGUGCAGCCGGCGCGCGCGUCGGGCCAGCCCGAGCCGCCGCCGCCGCCGCCGCCGCCGCCGUCGUGCCCGGGCCCCGCCGCCGCCGCUGACCUCGCCCGCCUCGUCGAGGAGCUCCGGGAGCGCGAGUCCCGCCUCCGCACCGAGCUGCUGGAGCACAAGAUCCUCAAGGAGACCGUCGCCAUCGUGCCGUUCCUCGAGACCGAGCUCGCCGCCAAGAGCAGCGACCUCGGCCGCUGCCGCGACGCGCUGUCGCGCCUCGAGGCCGAGAACGCAAGCCUCCGCGCCGAGCUCCACGCCGCCAGGGGCAGCCAGCAGAGGGUGGUUCAGCUGGAGAAGGAGCUGGCGGAGGUGAAGAGGCACCGUCGCCGGGACUCCGGCCCCGAUGCCGACCGUCACGAUGAUGACUGCUCGUCGUCGGUGUCGUCGCACAACUCCGACUCCGAUCGCUCCAAUGCGCCGACCAACGCGGUCGUGCCCGGGCUGUUGAUCGUCCCUCCUCCUGCUCCUCCUCCUCCUCCCCCGCCGCCGCCGCCGCCUUCUUACAAGUCCAGGUCCUACUUCUCUGCCUCGUCGCGCGCAUCGCCGGCCAACUCCUCCUCGUCCAGCUCCACCUCGUCCGCGCCAUCGACGCCAACCUACUCUUCAGACACCGCGGCGUCGCGAAACCGCGUGCCGGAGCUCUCCCAGCUCCCGCCGAUACCCGCCCCACCCCCGCCGCCGCCCCCACCCCCGCCACCGGCAAUGCCGGCGCGCGGACGCCGCAGCGCGUGCUCGUCACCUUCGACCUCGAGCGGCAGCAGCGGCGGCGGCUGCGGCAGAGGCUCGGGGCCUCCUGCGCCGCCGCCGCCGCCUCCGCCUGCGGCGAGGAGGAGCUCCAGAGCUUCGUCCCCUGCGGCUUCGGGAACGGCCCCGGCGCCCGCCCCCUGCGUCAGGCGAGUCCCCGAGGUGGUGGAAUUCUACCACUCGCUAAUGCGGAGGGACUCCAGGUCUAGGGACGCCGCCGCUGCCGCCGAAGCUGGCGCCAGUGGGGGUGCCGCCGCCGCGAGGGAUAUGAUCGGCGAGAUCGAGAACCGCUCUUCUCAUCUUCUCGCGAUCAAAUCAGACGUGGAGAGGCAGGGCGACUUCAUCCGGUUCCUGAUCAAGGAGGUGCAGGGCGCGGCGUUCGUCGACAUCGAGGACGUGGUCACCUUUGUCAAGUGGCUGGACGUCGAGCUCUCACGUCUGGUGGACGAGAGGGCGGUGCUGAAGCACUUCGACUGGCCGGAGGGGAAGGCGGACGCGCUGCGUGAGGCCGCGUUCGGGUACCGCGACCUGAAGAAGGUCGAGUCGGAGGCGUCGUCCUUCUGCGAUGACCCCCGGCAGCCCUGCUCUUCUGCUCUCAAGAAGAUGCAGGCCGUCUUCGAGAAGUUAGAGCAUGGAGUGUACAGCCUUGUGCGUGUGCGAGACGGCGCAAUGAGCCGGUACCGUGGGUAUCAGAUCCCAUGGGAGUGGAUGCAGGACACUGGAAUUGUUAGUCAGAUCAAACUGCAAUCAGUGAAGCUGGCAAUGAAGUACCUGAGGAGGGUUUCCUCAGAGAUUCAGGCCAUACAGGUCGGCCCUGACGAAGAGGAGCUGGUGCUUCAAGGAGUCCGAUUUGCCUUCAGAGUGCACCAGUUUGCAGGCGGUUUCGACGUCGAUACGAUGCGCGCCUUUCAGGAGUUGAAGGAGACGGCGUCAGCCUUUCAGCAGUGGGGAGGCCAAAACCAACACCUGCAUCAGCAAAGGCUCGCUGGCAGAAGUUGAGACGCAUGUAUUUAUAGCAAUCCGUUACUACAGGAUAGUGGAAGCAUCUAUUUACCUGGCCAAAUGCUCCACUCCUUUUCUUUUUUUUUAACCUUCCCGUCAAGAAGCUAUAUUUCGACAGAUUCUUUAUUAUUUUUAAUAUGCAUAAGAGCAUGCAGAAAGACGCUUAGCGUGUCAAUACCUUGCGUGUGGGCUAUCAUUUACACGCUCCUAUGAGUGAUUAACUCGCAUCCAUCGAUGGACAUUUCUCUC
This is a messenger RNA of Zea mays, 2855 nucleotides long. RefSeq names its product protein CHUP1, chloroplastic. The record is from RefSeq and is a predicted model, not a curated record. Gene Ontology annotation, cellular component: cortical microtubule. Gene Ontology annotation, biological process: protein localization to cortical microtubule cytoskeleton. The transcript is spliced from 6 exons. Lineage: Eukaryota; Viridiplantae; Streptophyta; Magnoliopsida; Poales; Poaceae. The coding region runs from base 579 to 2603 and encodes 674 amino acids.